GCCGCGUCACUCUGCCCCGGCGCGGUGGCUGCGGAGCUGGCAGGACAGGAGCCGGCACAGACACCGAGCGCCGCCCGCCCGCGCCUUCCCCGCCGCCCCGCCGGCGCCCCCGGCCCCCCUCACCGCUCACCGGGGCGAGGCCGCGCCCUCUGAGCGGGGGAUGCCGGCCGUGCCCCGCGACCCCAGCCCCGGGCAGCCCCCUGCGCUCUGGGGGACCCCCGGCGGCCGUGGCCGGGCGCGCUGAGCUGGUGCUGAAGGGACAGCUCCCGGCCGAGCCCCGCAGCCCCCGCAGCCCCGGGCGGCUCAUGGUCCCCGAAGCCGAAGCCGAAGCCCAGGCCCGGGCGGGGAUGCUGGGGAUGCCCCGCGGGUGAGGCCCCCGCUGCAGCCGUGUUCAUGGCGGUGGCCAGGAAGAUCCGAACUUUGCUGACGGUGAACGUCCUGGUAUUUGUGGGCAUCGUCCUGUUCUCCGUGUACUGCCGCCUGCAGGGCCGCUCCCAGGAGCUCGUGCGCAUCGUGAGCGGCGACCGCCGGGUGCGCAGCCGACACGCCAAGGUGGGCGCGCUGGGGGACCGUGAGGCCAUCCUGCAGCGCCUGGACCACCUGGAGGAGGUGGUUUACACCCAGCUCAACGGCCUCGCCAAGCCCAUUGGCCUGGUGGAGGGGCCAGGAGGCCUGGGCCAGGGCGGCUUGGCGGCCACCCUGCGUGAUGACGGCCAGGAGGCGGAAGGCAAGUAUGAGGAGUACGGCUACAACGCUCAGCUCAGCGACCGCAUCUCCCUGGAUCGGAGCAUCCCCGACUACCGGCCCAGAAAGUGAGUGACUUCCCCCACCCCACGCCGGCCAG
Nomascus leucogenys (northern white-cheeked gibbon) is the source of this 844-nucleotide messenger RNA. RefSeq names its product polypeptide N-acetylgalactosaminyltransferase 9-like. The record is from RefSeq and is a predicted model, not a curated record. Bases 394 to 816 code for a protein of 140 amino acids. The transcript is spliced from 2 exons. Lineage: Eukaryota; Metazoa; Chordata; Mammalia; Primates; Hylobatidae.